UAUCAAGAAAGAUAGAUCUUUUCAGUUUCGAAAUGAAUCAAAACCUUUCGAAAAUUUUGAUUUGGUGUUGUGUUUGCGCGAAUUUUCUCUUAGUUGAAAGCUACGAAACCAAGUAUGAUAACAUCAAUCUCGAUGACAUAUUCAAAAGUACCCGGUUGAUGAAUAACUACAUGAACUGUCUGAAGGGCAAAGGUCCUUGUACGCCCGAUGGCAAGGAGUUGAAAGAUAAACUUCCGGAUGCGCUGAAAAAUGACUGCAAACUGUGCUCGGAGCGGCAAAAAGUUGGCGCCGGUCAAGUGAUUCGUUUCAUAGUGGACAAUCGGCCGGAUGAUUUCCGGGAGCUGGAAGCGCUGUACGAUCCGACCGGGGAAUAUCGCUCACACUUCCUGGAUGAAAAUCUUCCCUUCCGACUUACAACUUCACUUCCGGGAACAGCUGAUGAGGAACAACCGAGCGAUGAUGGGGAAAGCUCCACGGCGACGAUUGCCUCCUACCUUACUGGCAUCGGUGCGGUACUUGUUGACGUAGGUGUUGUCGGGAUCGUACUUGGCCUGCAGGUUCUUCCACUGUUCGGCACGGUGAUCGAUCAGGUAGUUCAGCACCUUUUCGGUUCCGGACUUUUGCUUCUCGCUGCACUUGGCACAGUUGGUCUUCAGGGCAUCGGGCAGCACCUUCUUAAGCUCGUUGCCGUCCGGGGUGCAACGGCCCUGAUCCAUCAGACACUUGUAGUAGUUGUUGAAGAGGCGGUCCGACUUCAGGAUCUCGUCCAGGUCGACGCCGUCGUACUUGGUGGUGUAUUUGUCCUGGGCGGCCACCACGGCGAACAGAGCGAAUGCAGCUACGACGAACAGUUUCAUCUCGAUAUCUGUGGGGCAAAGACAAUCAUGAAACUCCUCGCCGUUGCAGUAUUCGUCCUGUUGGCCUGCCUGGCCCAGGUUCAGGCCCAGGAAGAGCAGUACACCACCAAGUACGAUAACAUCGAUCUGGAUGAGAUCCUGAAAUCGACCCGGCUCUUCAACAACUAUUUCAAGUGCCUGAUGGACGAAGGGCCGUGCACUCCCGAUGGCAAGGAGUUGAAGCGGCUGCUUCCGGAAGCGCUGCUAACAAACUGUGCCAAGUGCAGUGAAGUUCAGAAGGCCGGUGCCCUGAAGGUCGUCAACCAUACGAUCGAAAAUCGACCGGAGCAAUGGAAGGCACUGCAGGCCAAGUACGAUCCGGAAAAUGUUUACAUCGAAAAGUACCGCACCGAGGAGGGUAUCACUCUGUGAGCAUAACGCGCAACCUAGAAUGAACCAAGUGUGCAGUCGCCAGCCAAGUGUGACCAAAGACGAUGAUAAUGAUGCUAAGUGAAUUCGAAUUAUUGCUUUCGGUGUUUGUCGGCAGUGAUUGAUUUUGAGGUUGAUUGUUUUCGAAUCAUCCCUAUGCAGGAAACAAUAAAACCUUUAAAAUUGAAA
Molecule: messenger RNA, 1454 nt
Organism: Uranotaenia lowii
Lineage: Eukaryota; Metazoa; Arthropoda; Insecta; Diptera; Culicidae
Exons: 4
Coding region: 33-1268 (411 amino acids)
Source: RefSeq, a predicted model, not a curated record